AUGACUACACCACUGAAAUACCCUGCCAGAAGCCAUGCCAGAAAAGUGUACUCCCACAUAAAGGCACCCUUUUUCAUCAGUGGCGAGGACUUGGUGCUCUACAAGUACUGCGACCAAACCAAACCAUUCAGACAAAACCGAUACUUUUUCUACUUGACAGGAUGCAACAUCCCCGGGUCCCAUGUGUUGUACACCCACGACAAGCUAGUGCUCUACCUCCCAGAUGUCGACCAUGAAGAUAUCAUGUGGUCCGGUUUGCCGUUGUCGCCAGAACAGGCACUUGCCAAGUACGACGUCGACGAGGUCAAGUUUGCUGCCGACAUCGAAUCCGACUUGAAAAAUUUGGGCACUGUCUACACCACCGACACCAGCCACCCCCACCUCAAACCUUACUUGACUGAAUCAGACCCAGCCUUCUUUUUUGCCCUCGACGAGUCCCGUUUAAUCAAGGACGACUACGAGAUCGAGCUUAUGAGACACGCCGCCAAAAUCACCGACAACUGCCAUUUAGCAGUAAUGUCAGCCCUCCCUAUCGAAACCAAGGAAACACACAUCCACGCCGAGUUCAUGUACCACGCCUUACGACAAGGCGCAAAAAACCAAAGCUACGACCCGAUCUGCUGCAGCGGUGAAACAUGCUCAACCUUACAUUGGGUCAAAAACGACGGCGACAUUACCCCCGAAAAGAGAUCUGUAUUGAUCGAUGCGGGGGCCGAGUGGGAGUGCUAUGCCAGUGACGUAACCAGAUGUUUCCCCGUCAACGGAGACUGGGCAAAAGAACACUUGGAAAUCUACAACUUGGUGUUGAAAAUGCAGUCUGCCGCCUACGAAAUGAUGAAGCCAGGCGUCGAAUGGGAAGAUAUCCACUUACAGGCCCACAAGGUGUUGAUUCAGGGGUUUUUAGAGCUAGGAAUUUUCAAUUCCAAAUACUCGGCAGAAGAGUUGUUUGCUGCUAAAGCUAGUGCUAGAUUCUUCCCUCACGGGUUGGGCCACGUUCUUGGUAUGGAUACGCACGAUGUGGGUGGCCGCGCCAACUACUCCGACCCUGACCCGUUAUUGUGCUACUUGCGAAUUAGACGAAAAUUGGAACCAAAUAUGGUCGUCACCAACGAGCCAGGGUGUUACUUCUCCCCCUUCUUAUUAGAAGAGGUCCUCAACAACCCCGACCAAGCCAAGUUCAUCAACAGGGACGUAUUGGACAAGUACUGGUACGUUGGCGGUGUGCGUAUCGAAGACGACGUCUUGAUCACCCCCACCGGGUACGAGAUUUUUACAAAAAUCACAAAAGACCCAGCAGAAAUCAGCAAAAUCGUAAAGGCUGGGCUCGCCAAAAAAUUCCACAACAUAGUUUAA
Candida albicans SC5314 is the source of this 1353-nucleotide messenger RNA. RefSeq names its product putative Xaa-Pro dipeptidase. The transcript has a single exon. Gene Ontology annotation, molecular function: metalloaminopeptidase activity; manganese ion binding. NCBI's taxonomy places the organism in Eukaryota, Fungi, Ascomycota, Pichiomycetes, Serinales, Debaryomycetaceae. Bases 1 to 1353 code for a protein of 450 amino acids. The record is from RefSeq and is a predicted model, not a curated record.